Messenger RNA from Capsicum annuum, 1144 nucleotides. Its product is annotated as dnaJ homolog subfamily C member 28. The record is from RefSeq and is a predicted model, not a curated record. Lineage: Eukaryota; Viridiplantae; Streptophyta; Magnoliopsida; Solanales; Solanaceae. The transcript is spliced from 3 exons. Bases 119 to 793 code for a protein of 224 amino acids.
GUGGUGGGAUUUAUGUUGAUUUUUCUAGUUUCUAUGCCUGCCCAUUUGCUGAACUUAUUGUGAAAAUGAAUAGGACCCAUUAGGCGAAGUCCAGUAGCCCACACAAUCCCAAACCGCCAUGGCAGCUCGUUUCGCGAGAUUGAUCGGAGCUUUAUCGUCCUCCGCUACGCAUAAAUCGGCCGCGGGGAUUGAAACUGUUAGCCAUGGCGUAUUUAAGCCUAGAUGGUCAUCUUCUUCUUUUACUGAAGGUCAAUUUCCGAAGACUAAUAAGAAAAUGAAUGAUCGUCUUUCUGGUGUUAUCGAUGUGGUGAAUGACCGUAAGCUUCCGCCUGAACUUCGCGGACAACGUGACGCCGUUAGGUCAGAAACUGACAUUAUCAAUGUUGUUGAACAACGGAUAUGGCAUUCCAUGGAAGAAGGGCAAUUUGAGAACUUGCCAGGGAAAGGAAAGCCGUUGGACCUCAAUACUAAUCCUCAUGCUGAUCCAGCUGAAGAUACCUUGUAUAGGAUUCUCUCCAAAAAUAAAUGUGCACCUGAGUGGGUUGAAUUGAACAAAGAGAUAAGAACCAAAGUAGCUGAGUGGAGAUCAGCACUUAAAAAGGCAUGGAUGCACAGAGGCUCUGUUGAUGAUUCUAAAUGGAUCGAGGCAUCUGGGUCUCUAAAGCUCCAGAUUCAUGACAUUAAUAACAAGGUUUUCCGGUACAACCUUAUUGUGCCCUUUGGCCGCCAAAUUUUGGGACUCAAGUGGGAGAAGGAAAUGGACCGACUGAAAGAAGAAAGUACUGGAAGCUGAACAUUACAGUGCAGCGAUUGGAACAAAGACACAUUUGGCUGUGAAUUCCCAUGUGCACACAUAUAUCUACACAAACCAAUUGAUAGUUCAAGUCACAUACUCCCGUAAUCUAUUUUCUCGUUACUAAUUCCCUUCCAUCCCCCCAUUUAGUUGACAUGAAUAGUUGAGGGAAAUGUCCGUAUCCAUGUAUUGUUUUCAAUAACUCAUACUUGUAGCAAUGAAAUACUAUAUAUUCCUCCACCAAGUGAUAAAUGGUCAGUUACAAAUAUUUAGGACCAAGGUUUUGUUGUUGUUGUAGUUUAUCCCCUGAAAGUAGAAACUUCGAUAUAUUAAGCUAGUUAGUUUCUUGUA